Dreissena polymorpha is the source of this 1896-nucleotide messenger RNA. RefSeq lists its product as uncharacterized. NCBI's taxonomy places the organism in Eukaryota, Metazoa, Mollusca, Bivalvia, Myida, Dreissenidae. The transcript has 2 exons. The record is from RefSeq and is a predicted model, not a curated record. Bases 223 to 1461 code for a protein of 412 amino acids.
AUUAUACAGUGAUGCGUAUAUAUGCUAUCAACCUGAAUGUGAAAUCUGUAUCAGCUCAGCUGAUUACCUCAGUCAUAGGACACAACUAUAAACUAACUCGUGCCUGGCUAUUUAUAGUUGGGUAGGAAAAUAAACAAACGUUCGUAUAAAUGACUGGAUUUGAUGGCAUUGGUAAACAAUUAUAGUUUGCAAAUAGUUGGAUACUACUAAACAACGAUUGCUAUGACUCACGGUAUUGGUGCAAUAGCCACUGGUGCAAUAGCCACUGGAUGUGCAGGUGGAUGUAGUGGCGGCGGCUUCAGCAGCGCGGCAUUCAACGCUGGCGUGUUUGCCGGCGCCACCAGUUCCAGUAGCCGACGACGACGCAACAACGAAGGCACCGGAAGUUGCUGCUUAUUGUGCAGCUUUAUUCUGUUUUUCACCUGUCUGAUGAAAAUGAAGCCGCGAACGCGAAUCAUCCUCACGUGGUUUUACGUCAUACUGGGAGCCGUUGUAGCGACCGUCCUUACCUUUAAGCAUAAUGCGAGAGCCAAGGUUCCGAUCUCACCCUCCGAUAUGAGAAUAGUGAACCAGCCCUCGAUGAUGUUUUGCGACCGCGUUGAGCUUGAUUGUUCAUCUUUAAUCGAUUAUUACGUCAUGAAACACGAGCCCAGCAUCGAUGAGAGCAAAGUGAUCAACUAUACGGAAAAUGUGAAUGGCAACAUUGAAAGAGACACAUACGAAUAUUGGGGUUUUUAUUUGCUGAAAGGUUCAAACGUGAAGAUGUCCUACGUUAUAUCAGACAGUAUAGUAUUGUACGUUUUUAAAGGCGAUGACGGUUUCAACAAAUGGAAAAAAGAUGUGAACUGUUACGAUUGCUAUUUGAAACGCUGGUUUCUGUUUAACAGUGGAACCGCAGAAUAUGAUAUCAUAGAAACAGACCAAUAUUAUUACGUGUUUUCCAAUGAGGAUCAGUUUGUUCUCCCUUCCAAGCGCGUCGAUGUCACAUUCCAACUGUCACGAACGCGAUAUGUCCUCGAUGAUGUGAACAUUCGGUGUCCAAAUACCUUUGAUUGUACCGUUGAGCUUAAUGGAGAGCCGCAAGUCAUAGUUGUACGAAUGCCGGAACACUCCUCAUUCGACUCUCCUGUAAACGUAUACUGCCGACCUCGGGUUUACAUGUACUUCCUGUUGUACGCGCUUGCGCCUUGCGUCGUAGGAAUCUGUGUCACAGUUGCUAUUUAUAGAUUCACGCGUUUGAAAAAUAGUUCCCAGAGAGAUCGAAGCGAAAGCAGAGUUCACAUUGUUUCGAACGAUGAACGUUUGUCUGGUUUUGGAUACGGAAGCGUACAACUUGGACCCAAUAAUCAAUCCGACGCAGUUAUACGUCCAUCUAGUUAUUCGGCAGCACAAAAAGUAGUCCAAUCAAACAGCGGGUCACCACCAUCUUACGAACAGGCAACAAAAAAGGAACACGUUUAAUGGUUUUGGAAAACACUGACUUCUGACUAAUUAAUGCUCGAAUAUAUUUGUAGUGGUACUUAUAUUGCGCUAUGUCAUACAAAUAAUGUAAAUGUAUAUAAUUGCUACUAAUGCAAUUAUAUACUUUUUAAGCAUCUCAAUUUAGUUUUGAUUUCAAAGAAAUGUGUUAAUAGAAGUAAACUGUGUUCCACUUGUAAGAAUAACACUUUCUCUUCAUUGUUCGGUGACAUUUAAAUUCCUACAUGUAUGAAAUGGGUAAUAAAAACACUGUAGUGAUUUUCUAACAGGCCAUAAUGACAUAUGUAAUGAAAAAUUUGUAAAAAUGAAUGCCUGUCAACAGCGGGAUUUUAACUUUGUAGUCAUUUUGUAUGUUUUUAUAAAUAAAGAAAAUAAUAUUUAUAUUAUUAUAUAAUAUAUAAAAUGUAAUUGAUCUGA